GGCAGCAGUAUUAAGUACAUUAUUAAAGAGCCUUUGUGCUUGACGUGCCCAGUUUAGAGUGUGUCCAAGCGAGCUGUAUUUCAGCAGUUUUUUAGUGCUCUGUUGCUUCAAGGAGGUCCAACCCAACAUUUGAAACAACUCCAUGAACUGGCUCUUCCUGGAGGGCCUCCUCAGUGGGGCGAACAAGUACUCCACAGCUUUUGGUCGAGUCUGGCUCGCCAUAGUUUUUGUCUUCAGGCUCUUGGUCUUCUUGGUGGCCUGUGAAAAGGUCUGGGGUGACGAACAAAAAGACUUUGACUGCAACACCCGCCAACCCGGUUGUCAAAAUGUCUGCUACGACUACUACUUCCCCAUCUCCUACACCCGGCUCUGGGCUCUCCAGUUGAUCUUUGUGACUUGUCCAUCCCUUCUCGUGACUCUCCAUGUUUCCUACAGGAAAGACCGGGAGCGUAAGCACCGGCAAAAGCACGGAGAAGACUGCCCCCCUCUGUACGAUAACACAGGGAAGAAACGUGGGGGUCUCUGGUGGACCUACUUUUUCAGCUUGCUCUUCAAGAUAACUGUGGAUGGCAUGUUUGUCUUCCUGCUGUUCUACCUCUAUGAAGCCGCCUUCUUUCCUCCGCUGGUGAAAUGUAGGGAAGAGCCAUGUCCCAAUGUGGUGGACUGCUACAUUGCGAGGCCCACAGAAAAGAAAAUAUUCACUGUCUUCAUGGUGGUAACCAGCUUUGUGUGCAUGUUCCUCACUCUCUGUGAGGUGUUAUAUCUGUGCGGGAAGAGGUUACGGGAACGCUGUGAAAAAGGACCUCGCCCUGUGAGUGAAAACUCCCUCCUGAUGUCCAGAGUUCCCGUGAGUGAAAAGGAAAACUCCGCGCACAGCGAGCCUGUUCCAGAGAAGACUGUCGCCAACGGAGAACCGGGCCAGAAGGGUUCAGCCCCACCUUACAGCGUAUCAGUCUCCUGA
Archocentrus centrarchus (flier cichlid) is the source of this 961-nucleotide messenger RNA. RefSeq names its product gap junction beta-3 protein-like. The transcript has 2 exons. Bases 143 to 961 code for a protein of 272 amino acids. NCBI's taxonomy places the organism in Eukaryota, Metazoa, Chordata, Actinopteri, Cichliformes, Cichlidae. Gene Ontology annotation, cellular component: connexin complex. The record is from RefSeq and is a predicted model, not a curated record. Gene Ontology annotation, molecular function: gap junction channel activity. Gene Ontology annotation, biological process: cell-cell signaling.